Messenger RNA from Plasmodium coatneyi, 1155 nucleotides. RefSeq lists its product as uncharacterized. Gene Ontology annotation, biological process: RNA splicing. NCBI's taxonomy places the organism in Eukaryota, Apicomplexa, Aconoidasida, Haemosporida, Plasmodiidae. Bases 1 to 1155 code for a protein of 384 amino acids. The transcript has 2 exons. The record is from RefSeq and is a predicted model, not a curated record. Gene Ontology annotation, cellular component: precatalytic spliceosome.
AUGGCCGCGACGAGAAAAGCGACUGAACCGGAACCGCCAAAGGGGGAAAAUGAAAACACAGAGGAAGCAAAUCCCAAGGGAAUAAAUCACCAUGGUGAUGCCGAAGAGGGUUAUACGAAGCAGGACGAUGGACCCUCUAAUAACGACAGGAAAAGAAAAGAACAAAAGGGAAGAGAACAUAAGGACGAGGGGGAAUACAUUCACGAGGAGCGAAAUGAUGCUUUACAUAAAAAAAGGAAGGACGGGCAACGGAGUGCUUCCCUUGGGAGCAUGAGCGAUGUUAUUAGUGCGGAAAGGAGUCGAGACGGGCACCGACGCAAGCGUAGGAGGAGUACCAGCAGCAGCGGGAGAAGCCGAAAUAGAAGUAGAAGUAGAAGUCGAAGCAGGAGUCGACACAGGAAGAGGCACAGAAGCCGAGACAGACACAAGCACCGACACGGACAUCGGCACAGAAGCAGGAGCGACCGAAGCAGUGAUGGGGACAGGGAAAGAGACAGAGACAGAGAUAGGCAUAGACACAAGCACAGACAUAGGGACCGACACAGAGAUCGUGACAGAGAACGUGACAGGGACCGUGAUCGGGAUCGUCACCACGACAGGCACAGACACAGACACCGAAGCAGAAGUCGAAGUCACAGUAGGCACAGACGCAGGGACAGGGACGGGAGCACGAAGAGGCUCUCCAGCGGGAGGCACGAAAGAAGCAGCAUAGGCAGUGCGGCAAUCUCUGAAAAUCAGGACAGGCGUGGCAGGAGGAACAACUCCCCCGACAGCCACAGCAUCGACGACAGGUACAAUGAUGUAGAAAAACGUAGUGGCAGAUAUACACAUAAUAAUGGUAGCCCUUCUAGGGAAUACAAUUUAAAGGACACGGUUAACCACCAUGGAAACGUAAACGAUAAAGUUGCUGGAGCACAGCAACACUUAAAUGACAAUAGGAAAUAUAGUGACUCCUCUGAUGAGGAUAAGGAGGAAGAUUUGUCCGAAGGGGAAUUGUUAAAAAAAGUUAUGGGUAUUAGUGAAUUCAGUACGACAGACAACAAAUGUCACAACGAGACAGACCUGUCUGGUAUUAAUCGAAGGACGAAAAGGAAAUAUCGCCAGUAUAUGAACAGGCGGGGUGGCUUUAACAGACCCCUUUCCCCCGCUUUUUAG